AUGAGAAAAACUUCGGGUUCCACCUCCAAUCUAUCUUUAGAGAUUCCUCUUAUAGAAGAAAGGUCACUUGAUAAAAAACGAAUAGACCCAAAUCCUAAAGAAGCCUCUGUUAGAUAUGCUAUACUUUUACUAGUCUGCUACCUAAAGUUUGUAACUUAUUAUACAACUGAGAGCCCUGGAAGUAUAAAGCAAGAAGUUGUUGAGAAUUUUAAGAUAACCAAUCUGGAAUUUGGCAUGCUGUUCUCAAUAUACAAUCUUCCAAAUAUUGUUUUGUCCUUGCUUACUGGUAUUUUCAUUGACAAAGUGGGGAUUAGGAAAUCAAACCUUAUCUUUACUGUUCUGGUUCUGAUCGGGCAAGUUAUUUAUACUUUGAGCUGUUACGGUGAAACAAAUUAUCAAUUGGCAUUGAUAGGUAGAUUCAUUUUAGGAGCUUCUGCUGAAUCAUCUAGCUUAGUGUAUAUAAUGAUCAUUAAUCACUGGUUUUCUUAAAAAGAGCUGGGCUUCGCAUGUUCAGUAUUGAUUACCAUUGCCAAAGCUGGUGUGAGUCUAACAAAUUUCUUAUCCCCCUAUAUUUACUAUAAUACUUAAAGCCUUGGUCAUUCUUUUAUGGCAGGAGUUGUCUUAGCUAUUGUUGGUGUCCUUUUAUGCUACAUUUUCAACAUUAUUGACUAGAAAUUCGAGCGAAAUGCCAAAAUUAGUAACAACACUCAUGAUUUGGAGACAAGAGAAACUAAUGCUAUUAACGACAAUUCAUAUUAAGAGUAAAAUGAGCAAUAAAAGUCUAGCUUUUCACUCAAAUUACUGUCUUAAUUAAGCAGAUAUUUCUGGUUUUUUAUUCUGGCUAAUUUUAUCAGUUAUAUGACUCUUGGACCAUUUCAAAUCAAUUUCAGUCAAAUUCUAAGAGUUAGAUACAAUUUUGAUAUUGUUGAGACUGGGUAUAUUUUGGGAUAUAUUGCUAUUGUUUUGACUUGCUUAGGUCCAGUUCUUGGAAUAAUCUCGGAUAGAAUAGAUAAAAGAAUGGGAGCAUUAGCCUUUGGAAAUAUGAUCUUAUUCUUGGUUUAAGCAUUCUUUGCUUUCACUCCAAAUUAUGACUAAACCUAUUUAAUAAUCAUACCCCUUGCCCUAUUUGAGUUUGAAAUAUCUCCCCCACAUAUUUUCGGGUUCUGCUUAGGCCUAAUGAACUCAUUUUAGAAUAUGAGUAUGGCUAUAGCCCCCUUGCUGAUCGGAUCAAUAUUGGAUGUAAACGACAAGGAUCUAUCAAAAGGAUAUGUAAAUGUUAGUUUUGUUCUAGGAGCCCUAAAUCUAGCAAGCGCUUUGAUAAUAGGAUACAUCGGAUUGUAGUAAUAGAAAUACAGAUUCAAUUGA
This is a messenger RNA of Stylonychia lemnae, 1365 nucleotides long. Lineage: Eukaryota; Ciliophora; Spirotrichea; Sporadotrichida; Oxytrichidae. The record is from the annotation of a GenBank genome assembly.